Rana temporaria (common frog) is the source of this 1400-nucleotide messenger RNA. RefSeq names its product tRNA methyltransferase 1 (gene TRMT1). NCBI's taxonomy places the organism in Eukaryota, Metazoa, Chordata, Amphibia, Anura, Ranidae. Gene Ontology annotation, molecular function: metal ion binding; RNA binding. The record is from RefSeq and is a predicted model, not a curated record. Gene Ontology annotation, biological process: tRNA N2-guanine methylation. Gene Ontology annotation, cellular component: nucleus.
CCCCGCCUUCCGUCUGUGCCAAGCGCUGAUUCGCCGGGCCCUGUCACGUGGCGUUUGGUUGACGGUGUGGAAAGAUGGCGGCGCCCUUGUGAACAUGCUGAAAUGAGAAGUUGAUCAGUGAUCGGCGGAGGUGUGUGAUGCGUGCCGCCAUCUUUCAGCUCUUCACUGGUCACUCUCCUGCUCUGUGUUCUGGAAUAAGACAACUGACAAGGAUUUCCUGCAGGUUCAGGAUGGAGGGUCCAGCAGCAUCUCAACAGUCGGGAGAAACCAUAAUUACAGAGGGGAAAGCCAGCGUCCUCUACCCCAGUGCCAACCAAGUGUUCUACAACCCCGUCCAGGAGUUCAACAGAGACCUGACAUGUGCUGUGCUUACGGAAUUUGCUCGCAUGCAGCUUGCCAACAAAGGCAUAGACAUCGUGGUGCCCGGUGAGAGGGAGAAGGUGGUUGUGAAUCUUUCAGAUAAUGGAGAUGAUGGAGAUGUACCUUCCCAAGAGAAUGCCACCCCUUCCAAUCGCCGCACUGUCACUGUUGGGGAAACUUGCCCUGAAGGACUCCGUGUUCUGGAGGGCCUUGCAGCCUCAGGUUUGCGUUCAAUUCGCUUUGCCAAAGAAGUGCCCGGCCUUCAAAGUGUCAUUGCCAAUGACUUCUCAUCAAGUGCCGUAGAGCUGAUCAAACGGAAUAUAAAGUACAACGACGUGGAGAGUCUGGUGACGGCCAGCUACAGUGAUGCCAGGCUGUUGAUGUACAAUAGGAUGGCGAUACAAGAUCGCUUUGAUGUCAUAGAUCUAGAUCCCUAUGGAAGUCCGGCUAUGUUUCUGGAUGCAGCAGUGCAGAGUGUCUGUGAUGGAGGGCUGCUCUGUGUCACCUGCACUGAUAUGGCCGUGCUAGCGGGAAAUAACGGCGAGACGUGUUAUGCAAAAUAUGGAGCCAUGUCCUUGAAGUCUAGGUUCUGUCAUGAAAUGGCUUUGCGCAUCCUGUUACACGCCUUGGAUUUGCGCUCCAACUGUUACCAACGUUACAUAGUCCCCCUGAUCAGCAUCUCCGCCGAUUUCUACAUCCGCGUGUUUGUGCGAGUCUUCACAGGUCAGGCAAAAGUAAAGAUGUCCGCCAGCAAACAAACCUUGGUGUACAACUGCGUGGGCUGCGGAACAUUCCAUUUGCAGCGUAUGGGUAGAGCCGUUGCCCAUGGAAACAAUAUGAAGCACUCGGCUGGCUGUGGUCCUCCUGUGGGAAUGAACUGUGAGUUUUGCCAGCAGCGACAUCAGGUGGGAGGUCCCAUCUGGGCCGAGGCACUCCAUGACAAAGAGUUUGUGCAAAGAGUUCUGUCCGCUUCAGAGCGCAACCCAAAGAGGUUCGGGACGUCCGAAAGAAUCGAGGGCAUGCUCAGUGUGGUCAGCGAG